Molecule: messenger RNA, 1616 nt
Organism: Physcomitrium patens
Lineage: Eukaryota; Viridiplantae; Streptophyta; Bryopsida; Funariales; Funariaceae
Source: RefSeq, a predicted model, not a curated record
UUUUGUACAUACGGAGGAGAUUCCUGGUGCUUUGAAGCCCUAUCGUGACUUGCAGAAGGAGCUGAAGCUGGAGAACUACUUCACAGGUGUAGUAUUUGAAGGUAAAUUAAUUCAAGUUUCAGAACACCGACGUUACUGCGCCGCGGUCUGGUGGGUCGUGAUUCCUGAGGAUUAUGGCGACUGAUUUGGAAAAUCGAAGUCCAAUUCAAGAUGUGGCGGAACUCGACAAAAGAAAUGAGGAAAUCGCCGCACUCAGGGAAAUUUUGUCCUCUAUGACGUCUGGUGAAGGUGACCUGCGGGAUGCCAAACUCAUUGAGUUGUUCAAAAAGAAUAAGAUGCUCAAUGUGCAAUUGGAGCGCGAAAGAACCCGAACAAGGACAAUGCGAAAGACAGUGACAUUCAUCCAAGAAGAGCUGCGAAGGCGUGAACAAGUUGAGGUGCAGGAGGACAAAUUAGUGAAAAUGGGCGUCUACUAUUGGGUUGACAAGUACCAAAGGACAAGCACAAAACUCAUGGAGGCUCAGUCGAAAAUCGGAGCCAUGGAUACCAAAAUUCACAAAUUGAUGUUCGCACUCCGUAGAGAGGUCGGCAAUCACAUGCCAAUCGACAAGGUGCUUGAGGAAGGCAGUGGAUGGGUUGGCAGGAGCGAGCAGAUCUCUCUCCUUAAGCACAAAGUGGAGGAGCUGAAGAGCCUGUGUAAGGAUAUGAUGCCCACAUCCAAGCCCGUCCGCCACACAACUCUACACCACGAUGACAGGAGAACGGUGGAGAUCCUCCACCGGAAUCAGAUAGAAAAGGUGGACCAUGAUCGAAGGGUUCAAUACGAUAAUCUAGUCCACGAUUUCGUCCGGCUGACCAAAGCUUGGGGAGAGCAACGUGACAAGCUCAUUGCAUCGAAUGCACGUCGGAGCGUUCUAGAGAAACAGAUCUUCAAAGCAAAAAACACAGUCGCUGUCUUACUGAGUAAGAGCAAAAAUGAUGACCUCCUCAUUAACGCUCUUAGUAUCGAGCUUGGAGGCAUGAGACAGUACCUGUAUGUGCUCAGACUCCUACUGUUUUUUUACAUUGGUUGCCUUAAUUGGUGGGAAAGGCUGCUGAUCCACCUUAUUCCAACCAUGGUGGCCCAACUCACCUGGAAUAUGUUGCGAAUCACAACAAGCUUGCUGCCCAAUAUCAUAAACUUUAUACCCAGUGUCACGAGCAGGAACGGGAAAUUAACGUCCAAGGCGAGAUCAUUCAGACUUUCCAGGAUGCUCUUGAACCGGACGAUGUAACAGAUUGGGUUACCACAAGUUUUGUGCGUAGUUCCUACAAAUCAGAACCGCGGAUGAUCCUGCACGAUGACUCUUACGAUGAGAAGAGUCCUGAUUAUGAAAAGACUUUGGAAGCAGAGACUAAGGAAGCUGAUGUAUAUUGAUCUCAAGGGAUUGAUCAAAAUGAUAGUGAAGUGUUAUAUUAGGUAGCAACAAGCAGAAAUUACUCAAUUCAGUCUGGAGUCGUUCAGUCCAGAGCGUGCUGAGCAAUUCAGUCUAGGGUGUUUCACAUGAAUGAACAAAAAUCAGUGAGGGUCGACAAUCAUCGACACAUAUUUUAAUUGACUGAGAGAUGUCAUCGAU